AUGUCCAAAUCCACCAAAUACCUCCUCAUCUCCCUCCCCACGUCGAUUACCCCAUCGCACCACCGCGACGAUGCUCUCGACGCCAUAACAGCUACAAUCUCUCCAGAUAACGGCUCUGUCACUCCGUUUCCAAUUCCCGAAUUCAAAAUUGGCACGCUUGAUGCCCUCGUGCAGCAGGCCGACGAGCUGGCGAAGCUGGAGGCUGCUUGCCAGGGCGUCGUUGGAAAGGUCGGCGAUGCUUUGAGGAAUAUCCUAGACGGUGAUGAAGGGCAGAUUGAAAAGAUGAAGACGGUGAAUGAUAAGCCUGUGGAUCAGUACCUUCGGACAUUCUCGUGGAAUAAGGUCAAAUACCGGGCGGAUAAGUCGUUGGCGGAACUGAUUGAUCUGCUACAAAAGGAGGCAGCUAGCAUCGACAACGAUGUCCGGUCGAAAUACUCCCAGUACAACCAGGUCAAGAAUACGCUGGCCACUCUUCAACGGAAACAAACGGGAAACCUCGCCACCAAAUCCCUCGCCGCCGUCGUCGACCCCCGUACCCUCGUCCAGAACUCCGAAUACAUCGAGACACAUCUCAUCGCAGUCCCAGGACAACAGGUGAAGGAAUUCCUCAAGACCUACGAAACCAUAGCGCCAAUGGUCGUCCCCCGCUCCGCGACCCUAGUGGCACAAGACGACGAGUUCACACUGUAUGCCGUAACGACAUUCCGGAAGCACAGCACGGAGUUUGUCCACAAGUGUCGCGAGCAGAAAUGGAUCCCGCGUGACUUCAAGUAUGUCGAGGGCGGGAAGGAGGAGGAGCGCCGGGAGGUCGAGCGGGUCGGCGGAGACGAACGCAAGCUUUGGGGUGAGACGCUGCGGCUGGGACGCACGGCGUGGAGCGAGGCGGUCAUGGUAUGGGUGCAUGUGCUUGUGCUCCGGGUGUUUGUCGAGACUGUCCUUCGGUACGGACUGCCGCUCGACUUUGUCUGCACACUUGUCAAGACACCUGGCACAAAACAAGCCGACAAGGCGAAGCGGAACCUCGACGAAAAGUACUCGUACCUGGCCGGAAACGCCUUUGGACGAGACAAGAAGGGCCGGGUCAAGAAGGACGACCCGAACGAGCUACAUGCUGUUGAGGGCGCUGCAGCAGAGUACACGGCCUAUGUGUCUUAUGAUUUCGAAUUCAAUUAA
Messenger RNA from Aspergillus calidoustus, 1173 nucleotides. Lineage: Eukaryota; Fungi; Ascomycota; Eurotiomycetes; Eurotiales; Aspergillaceae. The record is from the annotation of a GenBank genome assembly.